Nezara viridula (southern green stink bug) is the source of this 3142-nucleotide messenger RNA. The record is from the annotation of a GenBank genome assembly. Lineage: Eukaryota; Metazoa; Arthropoda; Insecta; Hemiptera; Pentatomidae.
CCGGAGUCGCUAGUAUAUGUCCCGGCCAUUAAGCACACGUAUUAGUACGAGAGUAUCAGUGAAUCUGUCGUGUAUGUGCGGGAGUGUUUUAGUGUGAUGUGCCACACCACCUGACCACAGGAGCUUUGGAUACUAGGACAACAGCCUUGCUGCUUUGAAUAACUUCGCAGGGUAUCUAACCCUCCAUCAACACUGACAGGACAGCAGCUAUGACAACCUCAGGGAUUAUACUGCUGCUGACGCUCUCUGCCGCCAAGGUUGCCUACAGCUCUGGAGUUUUCGAGCUGCGAUUGCUGGGAGUGGAGAACCCCUUGGGCCUGGACUGGCGGGGGGAGUGCUGCUCGGGCCCCAUGGCUUCGAAGCCUGGGGCCCCCUGCCCCAGCCCAUGCUCUGUGCGCGUGAGGGCAUGCCUCAAGCACUACCAGGCCCAAGUGGACACCACCACCCCAUGCACCUUUGGCGAUCUCGUUACCCCAGUCCUUGGAAAUAAUUCCCUUCAACUUGGACCCGAGGGGCACCUCAUCACCUUCAGAUUUGACUUCACCUGGCCUGGCACGUUUUCCUUAAUCGUCGAGGCCUGGCACGACAAUAACUCAUCAUCGACUCUUUCCGCGAGUAAGCGGUUGAUCUCGAGGCUGACGACGCAGAGGUUCCUGGAAGUGGGGCCCGAAUGGAGCCCGGGGGGCACAGAAGGCCCUGUUACUUACGAGUACAGGGUCACCUGUGAGCCCCAUUAUUACGGGCCCGGGUGCGCCACUGUCUGCAGGCCUAGGGACGACAACUUCGGACACUACACAUGCUCAGACUCCGGGCAGAGGAUCUGCACCGAAGGUUGGACAGGCGACUACUGCUCCCAACCUAAGUGCCUGCCUGGUUGUGACUCCGUUCAUGGACAUUGCAAUAACCCCAACGAAUGCCUAUGUCAAAGUGGAUGGAAAGGCAAGUUAUGCUCUGAAUGCGAGCGUUACCCCGGAUGUCUUCAUGGUUCAUGCAAGAAACCCUGGGAGUGCCUUUGCGAUGAAGGUUGGGGUGGACUUUUCUGUAAUCAGGAUUUGAAUUAUUGUACAAACCAUAAACCCUGCAAGAACAAUGGUACUUGUUUCAACACUGGACAAGGCUCAUAUACCUGUUCAUGUCCUCCUGGCUUUGCGGGAUCUGACUGUGAGGAAGCUUCGACAACGCCUGUAGGAUGUCGACCAGGAGUGUGUCAAAACGGAGCAACUUGCAUUGAGGAAGGAAAAGGCAACUUUAAAUGUGAAUGUGCUGCCGGAUGGAAGGGUGAACGUUGCGAAAAGAGUAGCCUGUCCUGCGGAGAUCUUCCAUGCCUGAACGGAGGAACAUGCCAAGAUACAGCAACUGGAUUCUUAUGCUUGUGCCACCCCGGGUAUGGUAGCAGAGACUGCAGCGUCGAGCUCUGCCCCGGUGGACAGUGUAUUUGCCCGAUUGGUUUUACUGGACGUAAUUGUGACAUUAAUAUAGACGACUGUCUUUCGUCUCCAUGUGCCAACGGUGCGACCUGCAUCGACGGAACCAACUCUUUUAAGUGUCAGUGUGUGCCGGGUUUCGUCGGUCCUCUAUGCCAAGAGCCCGUGGAUUACUGCUUAGCUAAGCCUUGUGCCAAUGGAGCCACCUGUGCCAAUCUGAUCAAUGACUACAAGUGCACAUGCAAACCAGGUUUCACCGGUAAAGACUGUUCUACGGACAUUGAUGAAUGCAGUAGCAAUCCUUGCCAACACGGAGGAACAUGUUCUGACAGAGUAAACGGUUUUCUGUGCACUUGUCCUCCUGAGUUUCGUGGCUCUGUAUGUUCGGAAGGUGGGGCUAUGGGUAACAUUUCACGUCAAGUGCUUACUAGGACAGCAACAAAAGCUGAAGGGCUUUCCACGGAACACAUCCUCGUCAUUGCAACGCUGUCAGUUGCCGUUCCUUUAGCAGUACUCGUCGCAGCAGUUGUUGUCUUCUGUCUCAAGCAGAGGAGAACAAUCGAGAGGCGGAAAGCUGACGAAGAAGCGCGGCGGCAGAACGAAGUCAACACCGUUUCCAGCGUCUCCAAGCGGCCUGAUGCUCACAUGAUCAAGAAUACCUGGUCUGGAAAGAGCGAACCGGAGGAGACCAACUGGGACCCUGUAUACACACUUCAGAGGAGUAGGAGCCAGAAGCAGCUCAACACAGAGUUGGUGAGGCACGGGGAACCUGCCAAGAGGCUGUCUCUCCUGUCGCUAGACUCUGCGCCUCCCAUCCACUCCAAUCAGAGUAUGUUGGGAGAAGGUAGCGGAAAACCCGGGCGAGGGAUCGAGCGAAGAUCGGAAUACCUGAAGCCAGGGGUGUAUCUGAUAUCGCCGCCGCAGGCCUAGCCACAGACUGAUUCUACCUAUUAUAUAUUGUAAAUAAUUUAAUAUUGUGAUUUCGUCGAAUACUAAGUCAAUAUGGACUAGGGAGCGCCCCACGACUGACUCCAUCAUGGGCCCUAUUCGAUUUUACUUAAAAAAAGUAUCUCUUUCCCUAAUUUAAUUUAUAUAGAUAUAUAAAAAAAUAAUUAUUAUAUAUUUGAUAAAUGUGUAUAUUUUGUAUGGUUGUAAGCGGGCCUUGAACGGCUCGGAAUAGAGUUCCUCUAUUGUUAAAGCUAAGUCAAAAUAAAUUUAAAACGUUAUUAAGAGGGGAAAACCGACAGAAAGAAAAAAGAAGAAAUCAUUUCUUUCCCUCGAUUUUUCCCUUUUUGAAUGAAUUGGAUAGCGCAUUUUUGCCCACAGGUCAGUUUGCGAUUUUGGACGAACACUAACUGACCUCUGGGACCUUUCCAUCAUUUCUUUAUUCAGGACUAUUUGUACUUAAAUGUGUUAAUAAUACUCAGUGUCAUUUUCUUUUGACCUUUGACUAUAUAUUUGUGUGAAAACAUAUAUGUAUAUAUUGUUUGUGAAAUGAAAUAUGUACGUACAUCUUCUCAAUGGACUCAAACACUCAUGUAGAGAGCUACUUAUUUAUAUCGUUGAUUACAAGUAUAAAUUGUGUAUAUUUAAAUAUUGUUAAAUAAAUUUGUGUGUGCGGGUGUGUGUAUAUAUGUAUAUGUUCCAAAAUGAUGUCAUUUUUUGUAUGAUAUGUAUAUUUAUAGUGAGAAAUGUUGUAUUUUUUGUAAAUAUAAAUU